Messenger RNA from Didymodactylos carnosus, 225 nucleotides. Lineage: Eukaryota; Metazoa; Rotifera; Eurotatoria; Philodinida; Philodinidae. The record is from the annotation of a GenBank genome assembly.
AUGCUUAGAAGUUGUAGGAAAGCAGACAAAACACAGUUGUGCGCCGAUGGUACAAGAGGUGAAGAUACGUGUCAAGGCGACAGCGGUGAUCCUCUGAUGAUUAAACGUCGAAAUGAAAAGGAAUUUGUAUUUGAAAUUCUUGGUAUAGUAUCGUUUGGUAUGAAAGGAUAUGCAAAGAAGAAUGAACCAGAAAUUUAUACACGUGUAACUGGAUAUCAUAAAUGA